Molecule: messenger RNA, 2642 nt
Organism: Aethalodelphis obliquidens (Pacific white-sided dolphin)
Lineage: Eukaryota; Metazoa; Chordata; Mammalia; Artiodactyla; Delphinidae
Gene: KBTBD4
Product: kelch repeat and BTB domain containing 4
Exons: 4
Coding region: 277-1905 (542 amino acids)
Molecular function (GO): protein binding
Source: RefSeq, a predicted model, not a curated record
GGGAAGGCAGGUGAGAAAGCGAAGCCAGCGGGUGGGGAAACCGUGACGUGAACGUGCCCUAGCUUGGUGUGACAGAGGCUGGAGAGAAGGCAAGGAUCCUAAGGAACCAGACUGGAAUGUGAUGUCAUUGCAAGAGCGUGAGUCCAGCUUUGGUUGAAGGAGAACAUCAGAGAUGUCAUUAACAGGGCCAGGACUAAGGCUAAUCUGGGCCGACUGUGCCCUCACUUUUCCCUUCUCCCUCCCUGCAUUGGACAAUUGGAUUCAUAGGCUGUGGCUAUGGACUACUUCAGUUAUUCAGGGUGGUGGUGUUUUGCAGACAACUGGCAGAGAGAGAAGUUGGCUACUACCAUGGAAUCACCAGAGGAGCCUGGAGCAGCCAUGGAUGAGAACUACUUUGUGAACUACACUUUCAAAGAUAGGUCACACUCAGGCCGUGUGGCUCAAGGCAUCAUGAAACUGUGUUUGGAGGAAGAGCUCUUUGCUGAUGUCACCAUUUCAGUGGAAGGCCGGGAGUUUCAGCUCCACCGAUUGGUCCUCUCAGCUCAGAGUUGCUUCUUCCGGUCCAUGUUCACUUCCAACCUGAAGGAGGCCCACAACCGGGUAAUUGUGCUGCAGGAUGUGAGCGAGUCUGUUUUCCAGCUCCUGGUUGAUUAUAUCUACCAUGGGACUGUGAAACUUCGAGCUGAGGAGCUGCAGGAAAUAUAUGAGGUGUCAGACAUGUAUCAGCUGACAUCUCUCUUUGAGGAGUGUUCUCGGUUUUUGGCCCGCACAGUGCAGGUGGGCAACUGUCUUCAGGUGAUGUGGCUGGCAGAUCAACACAGUGAUCCUGAGCUCUACACUGCUGCCAAGCACUGUGCCAAGGCCCACCUGGCCCAGCUGCAGAGCACAGAGGAAUUUCUCCACUUGCCCCACCGUCUACUCACUGAUAUCAUCUCUGAUGGAGUUCCAUGUUCCCAGAACCCAACAGAGGCAAUAGAAGCCUGGAUCAAUUUUAAUAAAGAAGAAAGAGAGGCUUUUUCAGAGUCACUCAGGACUAGCUUGAAGGAAAUUGGGGAGAAUGUACACAUUUACCUGAUCGGGAAAGAGUCAUCUCGUACCCACUCGUUGGCUGUGUCCUUACAUUGUGCAGAAGAUGACUCCAUCAGUGUAAGUGGCCAAAACAGCUUGUGCCACCAGAUCACUGCAGCCUGCAAGCAUGGCGGAGACUUGUAUGUGGUGGGAGGGUCCAUCCCACGGCGCAUGUGGAAGUGCAACAAUGCCACUGUGGACUGGGAAUGGUGUGCGCCUUUGCCCCGUGACCGACUCCAGCACACCCUGGUGUCUGUGCCCGGGAAAGAUGCCAUAUAUUCACUGGGUGGCAAGACGCUGCAGGAUACCCUCUCCAAUGCAGUUAUCUAUUAUCGGGUAGGUGAUAACGUCUGGACUGAGACAACCCAGUUAGAGGUGGCUGUGUCAGGGGCCGCUGGUGCCAACCUCAACGGGAUCAUCUACUUACUAGGGGGGGAGGAGAAUGACCUGGACUUCUUUACCAAACCGUCCCGACUCAUCCAGUGCUUUGACACAGAGACAGACAAGUGUCACGUGAAACCCUAUGUGCUGCCCUUCGCUGGCCGCAUGCACGCAGCUGUGCAUAAGGAUCUGGUGUUCAUCGUGGCUGAAGGGGACUCCCUGGUGUGCUACAAUCCCCUGCUAGACAGCUUCACCCGGCUUUGCCUUCCUGAGGCCUGGAGCUCUGCCCCAUCCCUCUGGAAGAUUGCCAGCUGUAAUGGGAGCAUCUAUGUUUUUCGGGACCGAUAUAAAAAGGGGGAUGCCAACACCUACAAGCUUGAUCCUGCCACUUCGGCUGUAACUGUCACUAGAGGCAUUAAGGUGCUACUUACCAAUUUGCAGUUUGUGUUGGCCUAAGGCUGUGAGGGAAAGAGCGGCUGACUUUUGCCCUCCCUUUCUCCAGCACCUACCCAUCCAAACUCAAAGUCCCGGAGGCCCCCAUUCAGGUACUAUGUUAUUUUUUGGCACAUGUUAGAAAGGCAGCACCUCAACCCUUGAACUCAUAAGGGUGUUCCGUUUGGGGCUUUUUAGACUGCUGCUUCUCAGCUGGCUGGUUGAACUGAGAGUAGGCCGGCCUGUUCGCCAUCCCCUUGUAAUCCUGUGCCUCCCUACAGAGCACGUAGAGCAAGCCUCUUCUCCGCCCUUAGGCACUGCCUCCCCUCUUUACCUGAUCAGUGUUACAUAGAAGCACCCCUGAUCCCGGGACAGAAGGAAAGAUGCCCAGUCUUCCGUUUUUUCCAUAGCCUGUUAAGUGGCUAAUUGGUCAUUUUUCCACGAAGAAUUAGGUGUUAGAGUUCUCCUUCAGGCUUUGGUUGGGAGAAUGGACUAAGCUGAAGGUGUCCUUCACCAGCAAGAGUCUACCCUAGAAUUUAGGACAUUUGUCUGUUGUUUUUCAUCUGUCUGUCAAGAAAUGUAUACUUUGGUUUUAUUUUUGGCUUAUUCCAAGGAGUAAGCCAGAAAGUAGAAAGGAUUAUUUCUGAUUAAUCGCAGAAACUUUUUUCAAACUCAAAUAUAUAAGGUCUCUAUUCUUUUAAAAGCUCUAAGCUAAGCCAAGAGCUAGGAACUGUUCAUACAAAUAAAAGUUUUUGAAGCGA